Messenger RNA from Cinara cedri, 29381 nucleotides. The record is from the annotation of a GenBank genome assembly. NCBI's taxonomy places the organism in Eukaryota, Metazoa, Arthropoda, Insecta, Hemiptera, Aphididae.
AUGGAAAACGAAUGGAAAGCAACGUUUGCGGCAAAAGUUCCUCGUGUUCAUAAAUCUUCGUUUUGUGAGGAAUGCCGUUGUGUUAAGUACGCUAUAACGACGGGAAAACUUGUUAUAAACUUAUUGUUAUAGAUGAGUUUCUUUGAUCGAUUUCUAUAAUAUACAAUAUCGUGUUUCGAGCGUAUAUUUAAAUUUUUUUUUUUUCCAUAAAUAAAUUUUGACCAAUAGGCCGAUUUCAAUCACGAGAUUUUAAGUUUCGAUUAGUAUUGAUCCUCUGCAGUUAAUCUAGAAAUAUUAUUUACUCAAAUAGUGAUUUCAAAUUUAAAUGUUAAAAUGAGUAGUUAUAAGAAUACGAAAGUGAAAAUGCUAUACGCCUUAUCUUAGUCUAUAAAAAAUCAAUAUACUAUUUAAAAUAUUAACAAAUCUCGUAAUAUUAUAUAGAAUAUAAGACUUAUAGCACUAAAUUCUCAAUGUUUAAAUGAUUGAGCAAUUUUGGUGACAUAAAACGAAUAUCAACUCAAAAAUAUUCAAACUCACAUCUGAAUAAAUGUAUAAAACGUAACAUUAAAAACCCAAUUCACGAAAAAGUAGGGGAAAUAGAAAAAAAAAGAACUGAUAUUAGAAACGGGUGCGGCUACUAUUGUAGAUGGAUAAUUAAGAAGGUGGGUUACAUGAAGUUUAAUCUAAAAAGAUUCGAGUUUAAAAAAAAAAAACAUACAAAUGAUUAUAUUUUACAUAUAUUUAGAUAAAACAAAGAGUGGAUAAUUCCUAUACUAAUUAUCUAUACAUGGGGAAUAGUAUGUCAGAAGAGAAUAUUAAUCAAACCUAACCAGAAUGAUGAAAUGUAUAGUUAUACGGUACAGUUAUAAUAAACGGAAUAGGUUCUGUUGUAAUUUUUGUUGAAAAUCUAAUCAACUCCAUGUCCAAUAUAAAACUAUAUUGAUAAUAUUACGCAUAUUUGUAAAAAUUGAAAUUAUAUCCACUUGUAACCAUUUUAGUACCUAACGAAUAUUCACUUAGGGUACUUUAUUGAACGCAACAGCAUGAUUUAUCCAUAUUUGAAUAAUCUAACAUAACCUUACUUUUUUUUUUGCAUUUCUGAUAGCGAAAAUUAAAAGAAACCGUUUAACAAUCAGUGCAAUUUCCCAGUUUUUUUUUCCAUUUAGAAACUUAUUUGUCAUCACAAUUAUAAUCUUUCUGUACCCAUAUCAUACAUUCAUAUCGAGUCAUUUGGUCAACAAAUGUAAUGAAAUAACAAAUAUACACGUAUAGUUUAUGUACAAUUAUAAUAAUAUAAUAUAAAAAGUAAAUAAAAAGUUAAUCAAGUUAUCCGGCCUAUAUAUAAACUGUAUUUGAGUUACAUAACAAUAUUUUGAUAAAACCAACUCGUACUGUUGCAGUUGUCCGUAUCAAAUGCUACUCAAGUGGUUCUGCGCGACGUCGGUUUCAGUUUGUCCGGAAACUUGAGCUGCGAGGUAACAACUGACGGGCCUUCUUUCAAAACAUCGCUUGUAUCAAAACGAAUUGUCGUCGUGGGUGAGUAAAAAAAAAAAAUACAUAAAAAGAAACUAACAGCUACCUAUCCACUGAAUUUCUGUUUGCUUUACCCGGUUAAUAUUAUUAUUGCCGAGCUGUCAGUAUAACUUCUCACCAGUGGAGUUCAUUAAAAAUAAAAUUGUCUAUCCAUUUGACAUUUUUUGUUAUAGCUAGUUUAGUAUAUUGUUUUUAUAUGUAUAAGUAAUGUAGUAGUACCAAGUAAAAUAAUUCUUAAACGUAGAUAUAUCUAUUAAAAACAAGUACCAUUACAUUUCAUUUUCAUAACAAAACCACGAGCAAGCGGUUUUUUUUUUUUUAUUUUAGUGGUUAGGGAUUGUUUUAUGUUAUAAUUACAGUAAUAAUACAACUUAAAAAAUAAUAGGUGCCGUCAUUUUAAAAUACUUACUUAAUUAUUUAAUCCUAAUAUUAUAUUAAAUUAAUAACUUUAAAAAAUAUACCAAAACGUUUGUUCUCUUAAAAUUUGUAAAGGACUUUUCUUAAACCAAAUCACACGUUUUCAAUAAAAUAAAUGUUUUUUGUGUUAACUGAGUAUUCAAUGGGCAUCAUAAUUGUGUUAAAAAUAGCCGUUUUAUUGAUCUACGUUAAUUUAUAUAAUAAUUUAAUGUUUUGAAAGGUAUGUUUUCAUACGAGUGCAUUGAUAUCAACAACGGGUUUACAAAUUUAGACGGUGUAACAAUAGUAUAGCAAUACAUGUUUAGUUUCUCGUCAAGACUUAAAGUAUAAUAAGCAAUUUUUGAUUUCUGUAAUUUCUAAAAUUAAUAUAUUGUAAUACGUGCUGGUUGCAAAUGCAAUCGGAUUAUGAGACUUUAUCCCCAUUCCCCCGCCCUUCUUUCUAAAUACAAAGAAUUGAAUAAUUUGUGUGAAAUGUUUAAAAACAAAAAAAGCGAGUAUACCAGCAGUUAAUUUAUAGCGACAAAAUUUUUUUUUUUUUUUUGUUCAAUAAUCUCUUCUAUCCUCUUCAAGAUGGAACUUUUUACGACAUUUUGGCAAAUUUAUCAAAUAAAGGCAGAAAAUUCCAAAACACUACGUUUUUGACGACCGUUAACGACGUGCUUUAUCGUUGUUCUCAAUAAUUAUAUAAAAUGAACUAAAAACGGCCAAUUCAUGGUACGAAUUAUACUGCUUUUUUUAAUCUUAUCAAAUCGAAACAGUUCAUGUCAUUUUAUACGCAACGAUACAAAUAGAGAAUAGAAUAAAAACAUUCUUAUGGUUUUCUAGUUACGAAACGUAAAUAAUACAAUGAAAAAACAUACUCCCACUUGAUUGCGAAUAAUGUAAUAACUGGUGGAGUUUAAAGGCAUGAAGAAUAAAAAAAAUCAAAUUUUGAAUGUUAAAUAAGAGCAUUUUAAUAUUAACCCUAUAAAUUGACAUCCCGAGGAAUGGUGGGAUAAUACUAAAAUACAAUAUGCGAUGUACUUUUACGAUAAUUAUUAGAUAUUUUUUAUGGAUUUCUUUAACAAACUUUCAUCGAUCGGUUGAUGCAUCUCAUAUUUCAAAAAAAAAAAAAAAAACAAGCAAAAAAUGAAUUCAUAAAUAUCUACCCAAUUUGAACUCCUGUAUAUAUAUAUAUAUAUAUAUAUAUAAAUCUAUGUCGGUCCAGUUCACACGUUGUACACGACGAAAGUGCUUUGGAAAAUUACCUCACAGUCGGAGCAGAAAACGAUUAUAUUAAUAUAAUGUAAUACCGGCUGAAAUACGUACGUACGUUUUACAGUCCUAACACGUGGCGAAAAUAUACAUUUUGGACAUUUCGACCAAAUCGAUACUCUUGGUAGGCACCGAAGGCUUGUUACGAUUUGUACAAAAUGUGUUAUGCACAAUAUGCCAAGUCACUAUAUAGGUAACACGUGCCGUUUAUGUUCGCAAUACGUACUGUGCAUUUAGAAAUUAGCUGAUCUCAUACGGUAAUUACCAUUGAAAAUAGGUUCCUAAAACUCGGAGAAAAACGUGUUGUAUAAAAUAAUACAAUAACUAAGUAGGUGUAUAAUUGAAUAAGUACGGAUCUUAUUAGUGUGGAGGGGCCGACUUUUCAAUGCCCGCCAAUCUUGUUUCUUGUUUGUCGCGCGUAAAGCAGCACAUAUUUUCGUAACUUUAUAGGCGAUUCUGAUUGUAAAGUACAUAAUCUAAAUUAUAAAAAUGAAUCGUGACUUCGGAACCGAAGGCAUCUGUUUCUUUCUGACGUUAGCAUCCGUAUAGUAGUUUAUUUAAAAAAUUCAAAAGUUGUUUAAAUUUGAUAUCCCCCGAGAAUAAAUUCACUCCGUUCUGAAAAUUAUGAACGAAUUCGCGUUCCAUAUUGAAGUCAAUUUGCAUGAACAUUUUGAAAAAGUUGAAACUUUCGUUAAUUUGUUUAUUAUUCAAACUAAAUGGCUUCCUAGUAAAUACAUUAUGUUUUACACUUUUACCUUUAUUGUUAUAAUUAAAACUCUGUUAAAAACUAUAUUUUAUCCAUUUUAAUAAAGUUUUAGACAACUAUAAGUAGGGAGUUGGUACUGGGUUACAUGUGUACAGUGUACACGUGUAAUUAAAAAUUUUGUGCUGGAGACCGUGUAAUCCGAGUUCUCAUGAACUCAUGAAUACCUUAUACGUGAAUACACUUGCAAUACGUGGUGGAGAACGCGAAUAUUCAAAAUAAAUAAUACGCAGUAAAAUAAGUGUUCUAUCGAGGUCUCUAGUAGGCGCAAUAAAAUAUUUCAAAUAUAUAUUCAUAUAUUCAUAUAUUAUAUGUACUUGUAUAUGGGUGUUCGAAUAUUUUCAUUAUAAUUACAAUUAUUUUCAAAAUAUUAAAUAUGUUAUUAUAUACAACUGUAACACAGAAUACACGAACAAUAUUUUACUACAGGUUUCAGUUAUUCGGGAUAUUCAUUAUCAAGUCAGCAGCGAUAUCGGCUAGGUAUUAUUAUUUUAGCCAUUUGAUCAUUAGGUGCUUGAUAGAAUAUAAUAUUACAUUUUCAUAUUGAGAUAUUGUAAAUGAUCGACGGCUGACGACACGAUAAAAGAUAAAACUACUGUUGCUCAUCAAUAUAAUUACCUACUUUUUUAGUAAUAAUCGUGUCUCGUAUACGUCAAUUAACAUAUAUCAACAAUAGUAUUAUCUUUUAUCGUGUCGUCAGCCAUCGAUCAUUUAUAAUACCACAAAAUCAACAAUAUUGUAAAAUAAUAUUAAAAUUCCGAAUAUUAACAUCAUGAAAUUUAAAAUUAAUAAAAAACCAAAACAAACGAAAUCAUCAAUAAAAAUGUUUAAGCUUACUUAUAUAUGGCAUUUUAUUAAAACACAUUUUUUAACAAUUUAAAUUCUUUCAUUUUCCCCUUCUCCUUUCAAAAAAAAAAAAACCUUAACAUGUCAUAUAUUUUCCAAUAAAUUCGGUUUACGUAUGUAUAGGUAUAUUUUAAUUUUAAAAAUCGUAUUCAUUAAUCGAUAAAACAUAUAUUAUAAUUAUUAUUUGUCCACACAUAAAUGUAGUCGGCGUGUACGAAAUAAUAAUUCGUCGUUUAAACAUUUGUUUUGUACUUGUAAUAGUGAAAUUGCGUUUGAAAUUGCGCAGGUACGUUAGCGUUUUUGGGUGCAAAAAUCGUAUACAGUUAGCCAGUAUAGGUAUUAAUUUAUUGGUGCAAACAUUCGAAUCGCUGUGAGUAAAAUUUAAGUGUAUCUUAAUAUCCUUGGCCAUUAGACGUGAAAUUCUAUAGACCUUAAGAGUUUACGAGUACCCCGGCAUCAAAGUUAAAUAGAGAAAAAAAAUAAGAAGAAGUACUUCCUGUAGUUUAAUACCCAUAACGAAAAGUAUAACGACUCUAAGUCACCGAGUACAAUGCUACAUCCGACAAAAAUGAGACCAUGGUCCGUAGACAAAUGUACAAUGAGUAUUCUUUUUAUAAUCCGGAAAUAACUUUAGGAAAUAAUUAUUUUCAAGUUAUAACAUAACUUUUCAAGUAUACAUUUUAUAAUUAAAAUGAUGAUUGAUCACCUAUAGACCGUAUAAUAAUAAUAUUAUUUUGUUUUUUCAUUAUACACCUUUUUUUAUAUGAUUUAAAACGUAUAUAUAUAUAUAUAAAAAAAACAGUACAACUAUUGUUCGUACAGUUUAUUGUAGCACUGUAAAAUUUAUAAUUAUUUUUAGAUAGUUUUCAAUGUUACUUGGAUAAAAAUUCAUGUUUUUAGAUUCUAGUUAUUUCUAUAUAAGACAUUGCAGGUUAUUGUAAUCAAAUGUAAUUUGCAAAACUAUGUAAUAUGCGAAUUGAGCUUUUUUUUUUUUUUUGCAAUUUAAUUGAUUGCUGUUUUUACUACCAGAUUUUCGAAAACGAACGGACUAUGCGACCGGACGAUAAUAAUAUAUGUCUCGAAAUAAGGUCAUACGAAAAUAUAUUUUUUAUUUUAAAUGCACGUCCGGUAGUUUAAUCCGCCCACCGACCCCCUCACCAAAAAAAAAAAAAAACCUUUUAAGAUCCUAGUUCAUCGGAACGGACAUUGGAUAUCGCGAAUUAUAUUUCAUACAAGUAAAAGACGAAAAAAAAUAUAAAAUCCUUUUUGUGCGCGUGUUUUUGUCGAAAUUAUGUUCGGACGUCCAAUAUCCCUCGUGCCAUCUAUCAUAUGACCAUUUCUAAAGCAUCAUAUAUAUAUAUAUACUUUCCCCCUACUAUUCACAAAUACAAGUACGUUUUCUAUUGGCUAAAAGGUAUUGGAGUCAUUUUUCAAAAUAAAUGCGAACUGGAAAAAUAUUUCAAUAUUUUUUGGGGCGCGUAAUAUUUGUGUAUAGACAUGGUAUUUACACUUGCAGGAAAAUAAAUUAAUUUAUUAAUUAAAUGUAGUCAAUUGAUAUUAAUAAUUUUUAAAAUCUUCAGAAAAAACUUUUGAGAAUCUAAGCAAACUACCACUGGGCGGAAAAUUUUACUAAAAUUUCGUCAAUAUUCGACCAAAAACGUAUCGUUAGUCGUUAGUCGAAUACGUUUUUCUAUCGUUAGCCGUCUAAUUUAAUUACACAAUGUACACACUACUACGGUCAUACGUGCGGUUAAGGGGCGCUAAGGUGUUCUUUAGUACUCCCGGCAUUGAAAUUAGAAUCCAUAGAAAAAAAAAAAAAGCGCCCGAUAGGCUUUUUCGUUGUGACGACUGAAUAUUUUAUCCGUGUAUUUCGUAACUACAAACAGAACAAAAUACAUAUUACCUACGGAAAAUCCACGUAUGCGCGAAAAAUAACGUGAAAAGUGUAAAAGGAACCCCGGGGGAGAAGGGGGGUGGGGGUUGCGGGGUACGGCACGGAUCUUUGAUGCGUCCAUAGUUUUAGCGCGCCCAAAGUCGAUUCAAAGUGUUCAUCGCCCGUCGGAACCGUGGGGCCCGUCUCGUUCAGGAACGUGCUAUCGAAGGCCUAUCCGUUCCGCGUAAUCGACUGCACUGACAUCUCCGUCCCCCUUUGUUUCGUUUCGCGCGUCAUUUUUAUCCGUUUAUUAUUGUACCCCACGCACACACAUACAUAUAUAUAUAUAUUGAAUUAUUCAAUGGUACGGACACUUCGUUUUACAAACGUUAACGGGGAUUUUUUUCCCGGGCCGUACACGAUAAGUAACAACAACAUACAUGUAUAGAUGUAUCGUCGCCAUCGAUUACCGCCGCAGUGCUAUACGCGUAAUGCGACAAGUGAGUAACGCUCUUCGGUUAUAAUAUAGUACGUUCGGUUAAAAGAACUUUUAGCAUCACUGCACGAGAUAGCGUUAUUGUGUUCGGUAUCUCGCGACCUAACGCCCCGCAUACAUUAUUCUAUUCGCCGGCCAUUGCAAUAACACUACGAUAUAUUUAUAUAUAUAUAUAUAUAGAGAGAGAGAGAGAUAUCGCCGCAUAUAGUGUAAUGUCCAUAAAACACUAAAAAUUCGAUAUAUAUCGUAUAUAUUGUUUUCGGUCACAUUUUAUGUACCGAGAGGGCCUAUAAGUGUUUAUUGGUUUUACGGGCGGUGUGAUGUAUUUUUAUUUUUGUUUCUUUCCAUCGCUCUUUCUAGAUUUUAUCUGCAUUUCGGGCAGUGCCCCGUAAAAUUAGCCGUCCAACCCGAUACACCGGUAAUAUAUGCAAUCGAUAUAUUCGACCCGAAACGUAAUAUUUUAAAAAUACGAAUCCGAUAAAGUAAAUAUUAUCGAAUAUUCGGGAGAAAAAUGACGGUACGUUUUUAUUAAAAGAAAUAUAAAUUAUUGUUUUGACGUAAACGAUAAAAGGUUAUCGAAACAAUACCUGCCCAAUUCAUUCGCGGAAUAUCACAAUGACACAAACUUCCCAAUAAUUAUUCGGUGUUCAUUGUAAAUGUUUUUAUCGAGAAACGCGGCCAAAAAUUUCGCUUAGUUUAAAUACAACGGGGUCGCGUUAAUUAAUGAUUAAGCACCUCGGCAAUUGCAAAUCAUAUUGAACGAAAAUUAAACGAAACGAUCAAAGUUUUCACAGUCCCGUGUAAUACAUUGAGCCCUAAACGUGCAUAAUUGUUUAUUAAAUGUAUCACGCUAGCGCAAUCGAAUGGUAUUGGCUAUGUUUCUUUGAUUAUUAUUUUCGAAAUUUAUCGCAAAAACAAAACAUCGGCUUUUCGGGCUUUGUCCAAAACUGUUUCCGAUAUUUAUUUGUAAACCGUACGUUACAUAUUAUAUUUCUUCGUUUCAUUAAAAUCUUCGAGUAACAGGCUGUUUGUCAGUCUCCUUGAAAUUGUAUAGCUAUCGAGAAGCCGUAAAACAAAAAUAAUUAUUGUGUCUGUGAUAGGUACGGUUGGCUUAUGGCGAUUUUAAAUUCCGAGCGUAGUAAUGGAAUGUAUUGAUUCUACAACGAUGUGUGGGUUUUUUUCGUGUGUCUUAAAUCUUGCUCCAAUCGAAAAAACGGAAAAAUACAUUUUUCGUUGCAUUUCGGAAUCUAGUCGGAACGUUAAAUGUAUUAAAGCUUUAAUACAUAAAUAGGUUAUUUUUUGAUUUUUCUAUUUUUGUCGUAGUUUGGUUAAAAAACAAUCUUACCGAUCUGGUUUCUCACAGAAUUUUUAUUUGAUUGAUGUCAAAAAUGUGAAUUGCACCUAAACAUUUCUAAACGCUACUCUAUGAGUUUCUAUAGGUCACAAUCAACAAUAAAGUUUGUUUAUUUUAUAAAUAACAAUCGGCUCGAAUCAGUUUUUCACACCAAAGAUCUUGGUAUUCAUUUUUCAUAUGAUUUAAAUUUUAAUAAACAUAUAGAGAGCAUUAUUAGGAAAGCCCUAAAAGUUUUAAGAUUUAUAAAACGCCGUUCAUCUGAAUUCAAAAAUCCGCGAUCAUUCAUUUUACUAUACAACGCAUUAGUUAGGCCAAUAAUGGAAUUUGGUUUGAUUAUAUGGUGUCCAUACACUAAAUCGGGUAUUGACAGUGUCGAACGUGUCCAAAAUCGUUUUUUUGAGAUUUUUAUCUUAUAAAUUAAUUAUACUCAUAGAAAACCAUAAUUACAAUCCAAUCAGAUUAAACUUAAACAUUCAAACCUCUUCAUUACGUCGUGGACUUUCAUAUAUAAAUUUUAUAUAUUAAUUAAUUAAUGGAUUUACCGAUGCCCCCUCUCUCCUGUUUUCCAUCCCUUUUAAUAUUCCUUCUUACAAUAACCGCUCAGUUUCUAUUUUUUAUAUACCUUCAUACUGUACAAACUUUAUCACUAACUUCCUCUUUCCAAGAGCGUCGUCUCUUUGCAACAAGAAUACCAACGUCGGUUUUUUCUUCACGCCUCUAUUUAAAAUUUUAAACUCGCAUUGAGAUAUAGACCAACAGAGUUAAUUUUAAGUCAUUAUUACUAUUAAAUUGUGUUUCUACUCUGUUUUUAUUUAUAAAUAAAAAAAAAAAGAAGAAUACUUAUAUUAGCCUUUUAUCGGUGCAGUAAAUUUCAAUUUUACAAACCAAUCUUUUUAAGCAAUUUAUAGAUAUUUAAAUUGAGGCAUUUCGCGUAGAGUUAUAGAGGCAGUUGAGGUGGUUGUGUUCAGGGGGUAUUUUGGGUGUAGUGUUGUAUAGUUGUGUACGGUACCCGCUCUGCUACGCAUGGUGGUAUAGUAACAAUGGUUGUAGUGGUAGUGGUAUGAGAGAGUGUUUUGGGUGGUGAUCCUAUUCUAUAACUAUACUUUUAUAAUAUUCAAAUUUAAAUAAAAUCGUAAAAAUCAUGCCAAUUUAAACCUCGUUUAACUGAACUUUGUUCAUAAUCGUAUUUUGACAGCGUUCAUAUACGUUCUUGUACAGAUACAAAUUAAAUAACUUACAAUGUGUCCUACUUUUUAAAUUUUUCAUUUAUAACAACAGUGGCACAUUGGCUAACUCGUCAGCAGUAUCAGUUCUUUUUGUUUUUUGUUGGUGAACAACUUCUCUAACCAGAAAUCAAGCUUCAAUAUUCUGUUUAGUUUUUUUAAAAAUCAAGAAAAACAUAGGAAAAAGAGAAAAAUGACGUAAAUAACGGUUUGAUUAGAUUAAACUGUUUUUUUUUUUUUUUAUUGUUUUUCUGUUAAAAAUAAUCGCAGAACAUUUUUAGUGGUUUUAUAGCAAUUUGAAAUUUUAGAAUUUGUUUAGCUUUUAUUUAGCUUUAUGAUGUUAAGAAAAAUAAUAGUAUAGCUGAUCAAAGAUACUUGAAAAUUUAACACGAGAUUCAUCAUAGGUUAUAUUUAAUAUCAAAAAAAAAAAAAGUAUGGCUGUUAUAAGUAACUUAAAAAAAUGUUUUAAAUUAAGUAUAUGUACAUACAUAUACUUACAUCAGUUGAAAAAUUUACAUCUUUUUGCUAACUACAAGAGAAAUCGACGCAUUUUUACUUGCUAAAAAAAUGUUUGCCGAGAAAAAAAAACAUAACUUUGUAAAACUAUUGCAUAAAAGUUUCUUCGUUACACUCAAAAUCUAAAAUAAUAAUAAUAAUAGAAUUUCGGAGCUUAAAUUAGUACCUAAUUAUCUAUAUUAGUGUUAUAUUUAUAAUAUAAAAUAUCAUAAACGUCUCAUUAUAAUACUGCGUAGGUAUUCAAACGGACUGAAGCUUUAUCAAAAUGGAUUUUUUUACAAGUAAAUUCGUCUUUCCAAUUAAAUUUUAAUUAAUCAUUAUAAUAUUAACGAGAUAUUUGCUUAGGUAUGUCUCUGCAGUCCAUCCCGAUAGCAAAUAUUAAUUUCAUGUACACACUAUACGUAAGCUGUAAGUAUCUUAGAAAAAUACCUUCUCAGUGUAAUCCCUGAAUUUAAAUAGGAAAAUUCGUUAAGUCUUUUCUAGUCAAAAAAUGCCGACUGUCUAUUUAUUUAAUUUCACCGAAAACGUGGGACGGUCGGGUUUGCUAUCUACUGCAGGUCUCUCAUUAAACCCACUCAUUUAUCCGGAAAACUGUAGGUAAUUUUGUUUACCAAUAAGGUGCGAAACACGCUCGGCUUAUCAUUUUUUUUUUUUAUCUUAAACCAAACGAAGAGACUCGCGUUAAAUUUACAUAAUAAUGUAUACUGCUGUGGUAUUAUAUUCUAUUAUUACAUUGAUAUGACGACUAUAUUACAAUAUAUAACAUAUAUUCUUUCGCUUAUCAGCUGUGUGCUCCGGGCAAUUCGAUAAGUUUUUGACCCAGUAAUAAUAAACUAACCACUAACCAGUAAAACACAAUAACAUAAUAGGUACUGGUAGUGUACUAUUCUCGUUAUCAUCGUAAUGUAGUAUAAUUUUAUUUUACUUGCAUCUUAUUGUUAUCAGAUACGACUACAUGAGACGAGGGUACUGAGGCUAGACACCAGUGCUUAACACAAAAAACUCAAACUGCAAAACAUUAUAUUAAUGGACUUUUUUUUUUUAACGGACUUAAGUCUUGUGUUGGUCGUUUACAAAGAAGAUAGUUUUUUGGUAAAUUAUUAUUAUCUUCUUCUAUAUCUGUACAUUGUAUUAUUAUAUUAUGUAUAAAAUAAAUUUCUGUCUGUUUGACCGCGAUAAUCUUGAGAAGUGCUGAACGGAAUUGGACGUGGUAAUUUACAAUGUUGCGAUUUAAAGUUCUCGAGGCUAUACUUAUUGUCCUGGAAUGGAGCACUAAUAGAAUGGUCAUUAAACUAAUAGCCAUCAUAGACCAUUAAAUUUCAUUUAUCAUAAUAAUAACUGAAAAUUGACCAUACACAGCACAUAUUAUAAGUUUUGGCUUUUCACAAUUUUCUAAAAUUCAAAUUUACAGAAGAGUUCCUCGUUUUAUUUUAAACAAUAAUAACGUUAAGUUUAAUUAUUUUUAUUUUGGAGCUCCCCCUCCCCCUUGAAAAAAACUUUUUAAUAUUUAAAGUAUAUAGCGCAUGAUCAUAAUUCAUAAAAUAAGACACAUCAAAUAGGACGAAAGUCAGCUUCGGAAAUAAAUCGAUUGUAAUAUUUUGCUCAGAACCGAUUUUAAACACGCGGAUGGUAUAUAUAUAUAUAUAUAUAUAUAUAUAUAUAUAAAUAUGUAAAUAUAUGUGAUAUUUUAUGCUUAACCUUACGGUAAAUCCAAAUCGCUCCGUCGGAUUACAAUCCUUUGUUUUUUCGGUCACAUUAUAUUAUUAUAACUCACCGACUGUAAAGCAGUUGUAAAUUUGUAAACGAAUUAAUUAAUUUUUUAAUUAAAUCAAUUUUCUCGCGUUCGUUAUAACAAAUGGCCGGGAUUUUUGGCGACACGUUGAAUCUCGCCGUUAACGAUUUAUGUCAGUACAUAAAUUUCAUCCAGCUGCCCCGAUGGAUUUGCCGACGAGCGGAGGAGGAUGGGCCGCAAAACCGUUGAACGCGUAAAUCUAUUUUUUUAACCACCCCCUCAGCCUUGUUCACGAAACUUUGUCGAAAAAAUGCUCUUUAUUAAAACAAAAACGACGAAAGUACGUCUCGAAUAAAUGCAAUAAUUUUAAAACGUUUCUUAUUAUUUUUUUUUUUCGACAAAAAUAAAAUGUAAGUUCAUUUCUAUAAAACAUCGUCUGGUAUCCUGUAAUAUCACGUAUUUUAGAUUUCAAGUGUAAUUAAUACGUAGAUUUUAUUUUUAUUCAGUUCUACGUUACUUCGGCUUUUAAUGGCGUAAAAACACUACUCAUAAUGGUUUUAUACAUGUCGCCUGUAGUUUACCAACUAUUUUUAGAAUAGGUUUUUGAUUAUAAUAAUAGCAACAGUCAAUACUCAUUAAAUUAAAUUAUCUACUUAUAUUUUAUACUAUUGUAACUUCCCAUCUACAACAGUGGACCAUCUACUGUGCGCGUACUAUGUCCGAAUGCGUUACGUUUUUAUUUUUAACCAUAAUUAAAACGAAAUUACAAUUAUUUUUUCCCCUCCAAAGGCGAGACAUUUACAUUCUGACAUAUAGGUUAUAAUAGGUAUUAAUUAUUAUUAUUGUGUAUAGAAUGUUUGCACGAGUGUAUUAUCAUUAUCUAUGCGACCGUAAUUAGGUCAUGCGAACUCCUUCCCUCUCCUGUAGUUUAACGCAGAACCUAAUUAAUACGCAGUCUAUUGUAAAUAUUUGCUCUUAGACAACUUCCAAGGAGACGGUAUGUGUAACUAAUGAGAUAUUUAAUUUCCAUUAUAAUCUGAUAAGCUAUAAUUACUAUUGUGAAUAUGUCGGAAAAUGAAAUUUUUUAAGCUGAUCGAAAAGUCAAAGUUUGUAUUAUCUAACCAAGAUUUUAGAAACCAAAAUUAUUGCCAUUGAAUGUAAAUUAUUACAAUAGUACAAAUUUGUUCUUUAUUUUUUGCCGUUUCUAUUUCUUUAGAUUAUUGUUUUAUAUUUUAAGCGGAUUGUUGCCGUUUCAGUUGAUUUCACACUAUUUUUAUCCAUUUUUACACGAACAACAUAUUUAUCAAUUUGUACAGGUUGUAAAUUCGUUUUAAAGAUACUAAUUAAAAAGUUUAUUUUAUAUUUUUGUGUUAUAAUGUUUUAAUGUUAGAUAUAUAAGUAUAUUAUAUGUAGUAGGCUUGAUUGGUCACGAUUUUAUAAGGAUAAGGUUAAUAGCGUUCGUUAAUUGCGACAUAUUUGUCUAGUGAAUUUCCAAAUUAAGGUAUCUACUGCGUUAUAUAGAGCAUUUUUAGGAACUUUAAAUGCAUUUUUGUGGUUUAAUAGUGCAUUGAAUUCAGAGACCUUUUUCCUACCUUUAUAGACUCCCUCGGACUGAGCCGGGGGACCACUUCAGUAUUGUUUUCCGUGGCCUAGCCUACAUUCUUAGGCAGAGCCAUCAACCGGGGGGGGGCAAGACAGUCUAAAUAGACAGCUAUACGGGCACAUGGCGUCAUCAUUUGCACCUAGUUGACGGAUCCGCAACCGACCUCGCCCUUUUAUCUCCUUCGCCAUUAUAAUGGCGAAGAAGAUACCCCUGGACCGGAGUGCUGCGUCCGCCUGGGAAAUAUCAAAUGGGUCCCGUUUUUAAUAUUUUUCUUUUUCAUAGCCCGAGUACGUCCGCAGUCGUAUUGAUGCAGUCUUAGGCUAACUACCUAAUUUUUACCUAUUUAAAAAAACUGAUAAACUUAAUAAUUGAUAAAUUGAGGAAACAAAAUUUUGUUUUAACUUUAAUAAUAAAACUCAAUAAGACUAUGGAGUAGGCUAGUAGUCGUGUAAGAACUAGGCUAUGCUCUUUUCUACUUUAAAGUACAACUGGUUGCGGAAAAAAAGUAAGUUUUCGCGCAUGCGUUCCCACUCCUAACCAGGAAUGGGAACGCAUGCGCGUUAUAACCAUCAGUACCGCUUCGUCCACUCACCCCAGUGGCAUAUUUAAGGGAGGAGAUCAGGAAAAUAUAUCUCCCCUUGAACAUUUUUUUUUAAGAGUUAUAUUAAUAAUAUUUCAAUGUUAAUGUCAGAGUAUAUGAGUUAUAAAUUUAAAGUUAGAUCGUUUUUUGUUUUAGCCUAGCCUAGCCUAACAAAAUAUCGAUAACAUUCUGUUUUAACGGCCUCACAACAAACGCGUAUUUUCUCGCACAAACGCACUGUUUUAAUUUAAAUUAUCACUUCAAUUUACGUUUUAAGUAAUGUUAUUUUUCUAUUUUUCUCAAUAGUUCAAACAGUACAAAAUUAUGCGUGUAUAUUACAAUGAUUUAUUUGGCGGUAGGUAUUUAAAUAUUAUGAAUUGCCGUAUACACUACGACAGUGGUGAUUAUACGACGACGGCGUACGAUCCGUAACGAUUGUUUCCAAUAAAUUAAUUAGAAAGGUCCGGCAAAGUUCAGAGCUCAUUCGGGUAUAAUAGUAUGAACAGUGUGAACUGAUGUACUCAUAAGUUGAAUAAAGUAUAGUUAACGAGUGUAGUGCCGUCAUCUUUCCGGUAACUUGCUACUGAAUUAGUGCAGUCAUUCUAACAUUUUUAAAAAAUUUAACUACUAUUAUAUUAGUACCUACUCUAAAGAUAAUGUAUUCUGUAUCCAUUUUAUAACACUCAACCAACCUAAAUGGGUGUGAUCACUAAAAGAUAAUAAAAUAACCUAAUAUGUUUGGGUCAGUUCACCUCCUCGUGGUGCACCCUGGGUGACUUUAAAUAAACUGGGACUCAUUUUAGCUAUGUUGAAAAAAUUGUCUUUUUUAUUCAGACGCACUCAGGGCAUUGUAAUAAUAUUACUUUACGUCAUAUUAACUCAAUUAAAAAAGUUCACCACAUUAAAUGAUAAUACUUUCACGUAAUAUUAUUUCAUUUGCAUUUAAAUGGAUAUAACAGAGGUGGAUUUUCAUAAGCGAAAGAACGGAGAAGUACGUUCGGAUAGGUAGGAUUAUUUAUAAUUUGGAUUCUUAUGUUUUACCUAAUACUUAUUUUUUUAUUUUUUUUUUUUUUAACUUAUAUUUUUUAUUGAUACUUGUAUUUUAAUUUAAAGUUUAGAAGUUAGAACAUUGCUUUACUUAGCCUGCAGAAUCUAACCUCCAUAAAGACUUAUAAAGUAGACAAAUUAGUUUAUUUUUGUACGAGUAUUUAUUAUUUAAUUACACGAAUAUGUAUUUAAUUAUUAUUGAAAUUCCGAUGGAUAAGCUUGUGGAGCAACCGUCAAAUUUUGUAAACUUUCGACCGAUCAAUUAUUCCUAGUCCAACCCCACUCAGGCCGAAGUACUUCGAGUCUAUCUCUGGGGUAUGAUAAAAAAAAAAAACUACAUUUUAUAAUUAUUAUAGCGUUUCUCAAGGAUAGGAAAUAUGUAAAUGAUAAAUAAUAACUCGGUUAAUUUAAUUUAAAAAAAUUAAUGAGUUAACACGUUAAAAGUCAAUUAUAGUUUUAUAACUAAUUAAGUAAGGCUUAUAAUUAAUUUUUAAAUUUAAUUAACUUAUUAAAAGUUUAGUUUAAAAAAUAUGUUGGCUCUUAUUAAGUUAAUCAAAGCAAUCUAUUAUUGGAUAUAUUCGUCAUUUUUUUCCAAUUUAUAUGGAUAAAUAUUUUUUUUUCGUAGAAUUCACGUAAAUGAUGGAAAAAAUGAUACAAAAAUGUACCAUGAAUUUAUGAUAGAAUUCGUUUAAUCACCAUAAACAGUUGAUAAUUGUAAACGUACAAAUAGAGCGGUGCACUUUUGAAAAGACUAUGGUAUUUGUAAACAAAUACUGGUAGGAAAAUUCUACGGGAGAAGACUCAGAGGUCACCCCAGCAAAGGUGGAUGGAAGUACCACAAGGAAUAGAGAUAGAAGAGGGUAUAAAUAGGGAGAGGUGGUAUGAAAUUGUGGAAGUAACGAAAGCCUUAAAUGGGCUGUAAAAGCUUAAAAAAAAAAAAAAACGAGACGCAUAAAAUUCGUAAUUAUUUUAAUUAUUUUAAGUAUGGGGAGUCUAGUCUAGUCUAAGGGUGAGUACUGAGUAGUAUGUUUAGUUUCGGUCGUUUCAUCGACUAAACAACUAACAACUAUUACAAAUAUUUAUUAAAGUUUAAAACUAUUGCAAUAUUAUAGUAGCUUUACCUAUAUACGAGGUAGGUACUUGAUACGGAUCUGAUUGUUAUUUUCUAUUAAAUACAAUUGCGUUUGUUUCGUAUGUGAACGACAUACUUCGGAAUACGAUUCGUGGCAGAAACUGGACGGUUAAUAUAGUAUAAGAUAAACAAUAAAAAUACUCAACAAUCGACUCGAUCAUUUAAUUAAAAUCACAUUAGAAAGUUCAGCCGUCGACUUACCGCUGCUGCUGCAAAAGUCAAGCGUGGUAAUAAGAAUGCCGAAUCACGGAAAUGGGCCUUUGGCGGAUCGUUUGCGAAUGAUAAAAUCAUGCUAUACGAGCUGCACUGCACGAUAAAUCUUUGAGCCGACAUCUCCAAAACCGAUUCGUUUCGUUUUUACCAGCAGUGCUGUCAUACCGUAAUAUAUUGCUUACUCGAAGCCAUUAAAAGUUCACGAUUUUCAAUACAAAACAAACGGUUUUUACCUAUAAUUUUUAUUUUAUUUCUCCCCCUCCCCCUAAAUUUGUACAUAAAUAAAAUCUGUGAAAAUAUUUUACUUAUAAUUAAUAUGGUUAAUCCGAUUUGCAGUGGGGUUUAGAGAAAAUAUAUUUUAGAGAUCAACAAAAAGUGGACGAUUUCGACGGGAUAGAAAUGCCCGUAGGACUCGAAACCCAAAAAUAUAUGGAUAACGUUAUAACAGAAACUAAUAUGUAUAGAAUAAAUAUUUUCGGGAAGGCCGAGCACAAUAUGGGAAGACGUAGUAAAAAAAGGACACGUUAGCUUUAGAAUGUGGGCCAUAUUGGACGAUGAGUGUAUUGGUUUUGAAAGAGACAGGGUGGUUCUAGAGGCCGAAUAGACUCAAAUAAUAAUAACCAUAGGUACUCAUUCGAGCCAUCGAGUAUUUUACACUAUAUAAUAUCUAAUAAGGUACAAAAAUUAACAUAAUAUAGUUAUGCCGAUUUCUAGGUUAUUAUUUUUCCUCGCAAUAUUAAACUCUUGUUGAGAGAUUAAAAAAAUGUGAAAAAUGUCAAACCCUAUAACACGAGAACUUGUACGGUAGUAUAUUUUACAAACAACUUUUAUAUUCAGAUCGUAAGUCUUCAUAUAGAAUAUGUUUUAACAAAUAAUCGAGUAAAAUAAAAAAAAAAGAGAAAAAAUUAUAAUACACAGAUUAUAGGAACAUAAUAGGAAUCAUACACUUAUAAUUCUACUUAUAAAUUAUAUACUAAUAAUUUUAUAUUAAAUCGAUUAUUUUGUAUCAAUACCCAUACUCAUGUACAUGAUAAGUACGCGUUUCACUUUAAUCAGAGAACGAAACAAAACAUAAUUUAAACACAAAGGAACAAAAAUUGAAUAAAAUAUAAUAAUAAUAAUAAUACUCUAGUACAUAAAAAAUCAUUUUAUUCAAUUAUAUUAAAAUAUAAGUAUGUUUAAACAUAGGGAAUCUGAUUUUUGGGUAUGGGAAGAAAUUUAAUAUCCUUUUUAAUGCACCGUACGGAAAAAAAGCGAAAGUAUUUUUUUGCUGAAAUCCAAACAGAGUAUAAUACAAUAUGUAAUAUAGAAUAGAAAUAGAGAAAAAAUAGUUUUUUUUUUUUCCAUCAAGAGAGCUUUCCGUUUAUAUAUCGCCAUGGACAAAGGACCGUAUACAAUGUUGGGCAUCUCGUAAGUAUCCGGUCGAACGUGGGUCGUCCUUGCUUAAAUACUUUUUUGAACAUUACUUUGAUUUUUUUUUUUUUUGUCUUAAAACAGUUUUUUCCAUGAUAUUAUUAAAUAACAAAUAUAGGUAGAUACCACAAAUAUUUUUCGAAAUACUCACAUAAAAGUAAUACCAACUGUAUAUAGCAAUAUGUGAGCUUUUUUUGUUUUUUAUCUUCCUUUGAUAAAUAAUUUAUAAAAAAAAUUCUCAGUAAUAAUUUCCCUUCUUAAGUUUGAUAAUUUUCGGACAGUUUUGUUUACGAUAUUAUUAAAAUUAUAUUAAAUAAACCAUUAUAAUUUUAGUAAUUUUAAAAUAUUAUAAUUUUGAAAAUCAGCUAUACGGAAAGAAAUUUAUUUGUAAUACACGAGUGAAAACAUAUUUUUGAAUACCUAAACUUUGAAUGUCAUAAUUCAUUAAUUAUUUUAUUCAAAAACAAUAAUUUUAAAUGGUAUGUCAACUUCUAGAAAAUUAUCCUUUCCGCAACUGUUUUCAGUUCUUCUCGAUUUCUCAAAGUCGUUUAAUUUAAACUCAAAUAAUGAACUUCUUCAUCUUCUGACAAUUACAACUAACGAAGCAUAGUUUUAAACAACACAUCGUCCAUCUAUCUAUGCCUUUAAUCACGUCCCUCCAAUCCUUUACUCUCAGAUUCCUUAGGUCCUCUUCAAUAACGUCGAUCCAUAAAUAUUCUGGGUCUACCAAGAGGUUUCUUUCCGAAAAGUUUGUAUUAUGGCGCUUCUUUAAAGUUACUAUCGUCGCUUUUCCCCAUUACAUAGCCUAGCUAUUGCAGUCUUUGUCCAUUAGUAAAAUUUAUCACUGACGCUAAGUCUUUAGUAUAAGCAAAAGCAUGCAACUUGAUUACACAUAUAUCUUUUUCGUAAAUUAUUUAUUGUAUCAUCAUGAAGAGAGCCACGGCAUGUUCUUCCCCGUGCGUGUAUUCUGUUUUUAAACGUGUUUAGUUUUCUUUCGGUCUGGUGAUUUGUUGUCUAUGCUCCACAGCCGUAUAUAAAUCUAUAAGAGCUUUGUCUUAUUAUCGCUAUUAUCGUGGUUCGGAUAGAAAAUGUUUCGUCAACGUAAAAUAUGUUUUUUUUUUUUAUUUCAUCCACCUUAAUUAUACGAACGCUUAUCUCACUGGCCCAGUCAUAUUUCGUGCUUAACGUCGCGCCUGGAUACUUAAAAGCCACGAUUAGUAACCAAAGUUACGUUGUCUCGGCAAACCGUAUAACGUUUUUUUUUGAGAUUUUCUACAUAUCAAACUACAUUUAGGUCACCUAAACUAACAUAAUCACCGAUACGUUUCUUGAAUCGGGUCAUAUUAUAAUCAUGAAACAAGUCGUUCCGACCGAACAACACAAGUACCGAUACAUUAUUAUUAUUAUUAUUAUUUGGAGACGCUUUCAGUUUACCUCGACGUUCAGUAUUACAUUUUAUGGGAGUAUUGUAUCGCGCAUCUGCGGACAAAUUGAAACCAAACGUGACAUUUUUCCAUCUAAACUUUUUUGUUUUUUAUAUAAUAUAUUUCAUCGUCUGGCGAAAUGGGCGUCCUAAAAACUAAUUAUUUCCGCGCGUAUAAAAACCGUAUAAUUUAUAUACUCUAAUAUGAUCUUUGGUAAGUUUAUUAUAGUCAAAUAAUACGAUUACCAUAUUGUUGUUGCAAUGAGGUGUGCGAGGUACGAUCUGAUAAUAAUUGCGAAGCACAAUUGAGUCGCUCUAUACUAAUAAAUUAAACCCAAUAUAUACGAGUGAACUUUUCGUGUUCUAGAAACUGCGCGCGCGUUAAGAAACUUUCAACCGGACGAAUCUAAUUAAAGUCGUUAGUAUUAUUAUUUUUUCCACCGCUAAAAUUCAUUUUAAAAACAUCGAGAUUAAAAUUUAAUCCGGUUUCAACAAUACAAAAAAAACAUUACGUUAUUCGAAUUUCGCAAUCUUUUGCUCGCCAUCUGCAGAUUUUUACCGUUGCAAUUUCGUUCCUAUUGUUCAAAUUAGAUAGGUAGGUACUAAAUAAUAUACGAUCUUUUAUUUCUUCUUAUAUUUACGAAACCCCUGUUCGCCGGCUGUUGUUGACUAAUAUAAUAUUGAAUUUUCGGCGCAUUCUCGUAAAGUACUUGUACCUACGGUCUCGAGUAUAAACCAUAUUAUUAUUUUUUACCGUCGACCUUAUGUUAAUAUAUAAUACGCGCACACGAGAUACAAUAUUACGAUUCGUUUUUAAAUAUAAGGUGAUUGUUAUUUUUUUAUUAUUCUCCAACGAUUAUCUUAUGGACAAUUUUGAGGAAAUAGAUUUUGGUAUUUAAAGUUUUUUUUUUUUAAAAUUACAUAAUCGUUUAUAAUAUGAUUUUGCAUAUAAUAUUAUUUAACGCUCAUUCCGUUUGUGCCUAAUAUCAACUAUUAAUUUGAGAAUUGAAACCCCUCCGCCCUUAUCUAUCCAGAUUCGAAAAGAAAAUAUUUGUCCGCUAGUAUUAAUCUCUGCACAAAUCUAAUAUUUGUUACACCAUUUAUAAGGUACGAGUUAUAACCGUUUCAAAUUUAGACCGGAGGAACGGAGGGAGUUUAAAUUGAUAUGGAAAGCAUUAUUCCGUAUUAUUUAUUCUUCCGGUCCAAAUUUCGAACUGUUAUAAAUUAUAACUCAUAUUAUACGGUGCAAGUAAAAAUUGUCAAUUCUAUAAUCAUGAGUAUUGUAUUAUACUAUUGUUAAGUAUAUUUAAAAAAUUACAACCAGUCGGACCGUAUUUUUUUUUUUUUUAUCUUGGUCAUUUGAAAAUCAAAAGUUUUAUUUAAUUUAUGAUAAAACGUGCAGAGGUAAAAAUACAAUUUAAACAAUUCCAUAACGAUUGCAAGAAAAAAAAAAUAGAAAUAAAAUUUACAAAAAUUCCUCCGAGAAAAUCGAUGGAUCGUAAUUAUAAAAAUAUCAUUCCGUACGUACGGGUAAUACUGGUAAAUCUUCAUAGCGGACUGUUGUUCUUAUACAGACUCUCGUAUAUCUAGUAUUGUGUACGCGUGUCACAUAAAUAUAUUUAUACGCUUUUUUAAUCUCUCCUAUAUAAUAUAUAGUUUAUAUUUCCGUUAUUAAUAAUUUCUGCAGUUCAUAUCCGCGAGAAAGUUUUCAAUAUUACUCCGAGCGAAACAAAUAUAUACGUGCCGUACAUGUACAAAACGGACCCGAAGAAAACUCCUCAGAGAAUUACAUUUGACGAAACAAAGUUUUAAAAAAAAAAAACUAAACAAAACCAACAUAUUUCGAAAAAUAAAAUAGUUGUAACCAAUUAUUGCGAUUUCAUCAGCUAUAACGAAUCGAACGAUGUCACAACUCACUUUUUGUUAUUAUUAUUUCUAAUAAUAUCUAAGUGACGUUUUUCCUCCACGAUCGUCGUCCGCUCAGAUAACACAGCCUCAUAAUGGUUGAGAUUUUUUUUAAUUAUUAUAUCUUUAUAAUUUCUUUUUUUAUUACACAGUAAUUCUCUAGUUUCAAGGUAAAAAAAAUAAUUGGAUAUUUUUAAACUGUUGUACAUUUUUACGUAACUUCUUCUUUUCUUUAACGAGUAAUAAUGUCACUUUGAAAAGAUGGACAUACUUUGCACUUACCUCGUCAGUAAGCCACUGUUGUAAGUGAGAAGUUGAGAAGGUAGAGGAGAAAUGUACUGUAUAUCUGUACGGAUUCUAAUCAACGAUUCACAGUUGCUAAAAAAAACGAUUCUGAGCGGAGUUUGGUUAAUAGUGUUGCUUUGUCAACAAUAUAUAAAUAUUAAUGUUAUACUAUGGAAACAUAAUUGAUAUUUGUUGUAUCACAAUGAUAUUCAUUUAAUAUUGUACCUAUUUUCCGUUUUUCUCCGUUUUUUUUUUCCAUUUAAUUGGAUAACUUCCAGGAAAAUUAAAAAAAAAAUGACCUUUUUAAUAUACCACCCCAGUCAGUUUUCCUUCCAGAAAAAGUGCUAUCAUUGAAGAUAAGAGAAAAAUUGCUAGUAGAAAAGUUGUCCAUAGAAAAAUAAAUAAAUAAAUAUCAUUGUAAAACCAAUAAAUACCUCGCUCCGCUCAAAAUCUAAAUAAAAUUGAUGUAAAAGCAGUUUAUACCGUUUUAAUAAAUAAAAUAUUAUAAAUUUCUCGUUUCAAUGUAACUUUCAUGAAUAGUGAUUACAUCGUACUUCUUUUCCGUCUGUUAUAUACACGUAGCGUGAUGAUUCUCCGUGGAGGGGAGGACUAGAGCUCUGUACAAAUUGUUUACAUAAGUACAUAUUUACUCGUACGUGCAGUUUCUCCUACCCCUCUCAUAAAUAUAAGUUAUUAUAAGAAGAGAGUUUUGUAGAUCCCUUUGUAUUAUUAUAUUAUUGUAGUCGAUAUAUUAAACAAUAUCCAUACAAUUUAAUACUCCCGUCAAAAACACACAUAAUAUUUUUUUAAACAUAUUGUAUUAAAAUAUGAAUACUUAAAACCUGAAAUUUAACUAUUAUAAUAAAAGUUACUCAAAUUAGGUUUUAUAAAUAUCUGAGUAGGUACUUAAAAUGUAAAGUAUAAAAAUGUCAAAGUUAUAUCAAAUGUCAUUUUUAUUUAAUUGGAACCGAUUAUACUUGAUAAGGUUUGUCAUCACAUAAUACGACGUCACACCAAUCCCGCGUAUUUAAUAUCUUUAAUACAAAUAGAACACAUUAAAAAUUUUAAUUAAAUUUUUGCUUUUAUGGCAGAUAAUAUUAUUAUUUGAACAGCGAUAUAUUAUUCCAGCAAUUAGUGACACGAAAAUAUAAUAAUAUUAUUUUUGGCAAUAAUUAUUCUGGUUUUAUAUAACCUAAUGCAAUGUUUUUUGUGCGAGUGUUUAAAAGGGAGUCGCUGUCACCUUCACAGUAUCAGUCUAACUGACAGGCGACGCAGAAAAAUCGUACUGUUUAAAACGUAAAUUGUGGCGUUUAGAUUGAUAUUAGAAAUUAAACACGAAACCAAACCUAAAGAUAAAAAAAUAUCUUUGAGAGAUGUGCGAGACUUCUAUUUAAAAAAUUAUAAUAUAAAAAGUAACAGAUAUUUAAAUAACAAAAACUAACGUGACUAUGCCAUUUUUAUCAUAACCUUAGGAUAAACUACGUACACCUCUCGAAAAUGUUCUUUUUCUUUAAACUUUGAUAUUGGCGUCUUAUCUCAAUUUCAAUUUAAACUGUACAAUUUAUCUUCCAAAAAAUAUAAUUAUUCUGUAUUGUCCGUUAGUUAUAUUGAAACAGUAGAUUCAAUAUAUUUGGCGUCCUCUUAAGGCUAUCAAAUAAUUUUUAAUUCUGUGUCAGUUGUUCGUUGAAUUCAGUAAACCUACGAAAACGUUAUAAUACGCAUAUACUCGUAUAGCCGAUAACGUAUAUAAUAUUAUUUCGUUAUAAUUUUAAUUUAAUUUAUAAAUACUUUUAUUUUGUUUCGUUUUUUUGUAUAUAUAUAUAUAUAUAUUUUGUUUUAAAUGUGUUAAUAAUUAAUGUAAGAACUUUCAGGAGAAGUUUUACACACGUUUGAGAUUCUGACAUAAAUUCUGAUACAACUAUCGUUUGAUAAAUGUGACAUGACAACUUUACCAAUAUAUAAUAUUAUACGUAUACAUAUAUAAAUACUAUAAAUUAAUACUUACUCACUCAAAUAUUUCAUAUUCAUAAAACUUAAAGUAUUCUGUGGUUUUUUAUGAUUUAAGUUUACGCCAACGGAAUAAUAAAUAAUAUCUUUAGAAUUGCUCAUUUAGAGUGUUUUACUAAUUUUAAAAUUUCAUGUGACACUUAUGAAAUACACUUACGGAAUAUAUAUCCACAUAUACUAUCAAACAAUUUGUUUGUAAAUUCGGUUUUGAAAUUCGUUUUUUUAUGCGGUCAGGCAAUUUUCUACGUUUCUUAAUUUUUUGAAAAAAAAAACAAAACAAAACAAUUUAAAAGUGUUGUUUCACUAUUUUCUUAAAAACAAGUUAUUAGAGUCUUAAAUGGAGGUUUACCUCAGUGAACAAUAGCGCUGGUUUAUUUUUUGUACUAAUUUAUUUAUUAUAAUGGACAAAAUACUUACUCAUUAUUAACCACCAAUAAAAACAUCACUGCUAAGUAUGAUAUAAAACCAUAUGAAAACUGCAACAUUACCGACUGUCAUAGUUAAAAUAAAAAAUAAACAUUAUGGAUAAAUAUCAGGGUAUUAACCUAAAAUAAAUAACUUACCGUAUUAACGGUGCCCAUUACUAGAUACAUUGUAUAAUUAUAAAAAUACACAAAUAAUAUGAAAAUUCAGAAGAUUUAAAAACAGAUUAUUCACUAAACGAAUAGUCAAAAAGUAUGAAAGAUUUAUAAUACUAAAGUAAGAUUAUACUGAUAAGCGUAUUGAAAAAUAUUUCAUUAAAAAAAAAAAGUCUGAAACAUAAUGAAAUAUGGCCUUAGAGGAAAAUAUAAGAAGCGGGAAAUCAUUGUGAGAAGGGAUUUUCGAUUACUUGUUUCCAAGUAAUAUAUACCCAGUUAUCGCGGAAGUGGAAGGAAGAAACUUUAAUAAAAAUUUACCGUCUAAUUAUUAUAACGUCUACGAUAAUAUUGAAGUAUCCGAAGAGCAUUGAUUGGAAAAGUCAUCCGCGUGCAACAUAUAUAUAGGUACCGUAGUAUAUGUAAACAGGAUAAAUGCGUACAGUAAAUAAUAAUUACCUAUAAUAAAAGCAACUUUAGUGGGAGUACUAGUACUUUACUUUUGGAAGAAGAAAUAAAAAUAUAUAUAUAAUGUAUAUAACGUUAAGAAAAUGGAAAAUAUAUGGAAUCUUGAUAAGUGUAAGUCGAUUAAUUAAUUUCAAGACGUAAGUUGCUUACUAUCUUAACGUCGAUCAUCGGGGGUUAUGUGCGAUUAAAAGUUCCAACAGUAACUGUUUUUUUUUUUUUUUUUUUUUUUUUGUAAAAAGCUACAGGGUAUCCUUCCGUUUUUCCCGAUGAUAAUAUCUCAGUUGGUAUUCAUUUUUUUUUUCUUCCAUCAGAAUGGGGGUGUUUAUUUAGAAAAUUUAUUAAAUUUUCCAUCCCUUAAUUACUGGAAAAAAAUAACUUGUUAAUUAGUGUAUUUGGAUAUUAUUAGAUAUUAUUCUAUAAAAUUGUAACCUUACAUGCAUACAAUAAAUCUGAUUAACAGUUAUUUAGUAAUAACCGUUUUAAUUUCUAGAAAAUAAAACAGUUUAUAUUCAAUAGGUUACUACUUACUACUACGUUACGUGAUAAGGAAUCAUAAUCGCAGCCCUGUAAUAAAAACAAAUCAUAUCCCUCAUUUCUUCCUUCUUUGGAAAAAUUUAAACAGGCAUUACUAAAAAACUUUCUAUCGGAUGUUAUGCUCGUAUGUAUGACAUAUUAACAUUUUUAGUAAGUACUUAUAAUAUUUUUUUUCAUACUGGCAAUUCUGAAUAUUUUUAAAAUUACAAAAAAAUAAAAGGUUUUUUUUCUAUUUUUCUAGGAUUCUUUUUUUUCUUUUUGAUCUAGUGAUUAAAGCGUGAAAAUACAAAUUUAAACUUCUCUAAAUAUACUACCUCUUCACAAAAUGAAAAAAAAAAAACAAAAACAAAAUUUGAAUAUCAUCAACAGAGAUAUUAGCAUUGGGAAAAUAUGCUGGAAAAAUGGACACCUAUUGGGGGGAAAGGGGGACAUAUCCCCCUAGAAAAUAAUAAAGUAUCAAAAAGAAUUAUGUAUACUUUAAAUCCAUCAUCAUUUUAAAAUAAUUAUUUCGUGUUAUAAUGAUUCUUAUACAAUGAUAUUUGUUAAUUGCUAUUUAUAAACUGUUGUUAUUUAAAAAUAAAUAAUCUAAUUGUCUACUCAAAUGUAUAACGUAAACUAUAAACAAUAGAAUAUUAUAAUGUCUUCAUUUAAUUUUCAGCAUUUAAUUGUUUGUUUUUUUUUUUAAUCUAAUGUUUACAUAAUUGCAAACCCUUUCUUCCUCAUGCCUCUUCAAAAAAUACCAUCUUAGCCAUCUUAUAAGUUAUUAAUAAUAGUUUUGGAAUCUAGUUUUGUCUCCCAUUUGAAAAUUACCCUGUGGGCGCCUUUGGCUGUACAAUGUCCAGUAGAAUAUUGAAAAAUUUGACUACGACACAUCUUUGAAAUUAUUAUACACCAUUUUAUUCACACAGCCAUUCAAACUCUUCAAUUCAGACUUGAUUUGAACAAACAGUGAAAAUAUUAUAAUAAUAUCGAUCUUAAAAUGUUGGCCAAAUACAUAUUUAGCUGCAGAGUUAUUUUUUUCCGACUACCUAUAUGAUGGUACAUUAAUAAUCUGUUUUAAUCGAAAACUUUUCCCAGGGUAUACUACAUGACAUUGUAUUAUUAUUUAAUUGAUAAAACCACGGACUAAGAUAAUUUGGGCCGGUAUCGAACAGUUUACCAAUGGCACUAAAUUGAUGUGAAGGAGACAAGUUUAGGGGGUUAAAAUGUAACACCAAAUUAAACUAUUGAUAGUACAAAAACCAGUGGAUUUGCAGUGUUGUGAUAACAGAAAAAAAUUGAUAUGCGGUCCAUCCGUCCGUCGUCCGGUCCAAACGACUUGCAUCAUUUCAAGCAUUUUUCGAAAUUUCCAAUAUUUAAAAUAUAAUGUACAAUAAAUUAUAUUAUAAUAUAUAACAUGUAUAAUAUUUGUAAGUAUGAUAGGUAACAGCCAAUCAUUAUUGUAUUAUCUAUAGUCCCCCAAAGUCAUACGAACUAAAACCUUACACUUUUUUAAACACUUGUUCUUAAAAUACAAUAUUUGUAAAUUAUUCGAAUACGUAUUCUGAAUACUAUAUUCUAUAUGUAUACAAAUAUUUUUUCCGAAUACUUUUAAAAAGUAUUUUACCCUAGUCUGACAGACGGUACUUAUAUUUCAUUACGUGCUUUCGUUGGAUUCUCUGUUGAAAAAUAAUAUAAAUUUGUUUGGAUUAGUUGCUGCUUGUCUUUGAAUUUAUAUUAACAAAAUAACUAGGUAGGUACGUGAAUAAUUAAAAUUACAUAAUCUGAUUAUUUGUGAAUCAAAUCUAAUCCCAUUAGUAUAAUUAUUUAGCUGUACCAUAAAACGCGCAAACAGAAAUAUUUAUUUUGUAAAAAUAAAAAAAUAACCGGACAUACUUCGUACAAUGGUUGGGCCACUAUUGUGACGUGAGAAGUUGAGAAGAUAGACAGGAAAUUUAAUGUAUAUCCGCAUAAAACGAUUAACUAUUUCUAAAGAAAAACGAUUCUGAGCAGAGUUCGGCUGUACAUGUUUUAAAUUUUAACAAUUUCAAAAUAAUACAUUUUUCCGUUUUUUCUUUGUUUUUUCCGAUUUUUCUUAUUUAUUAUGAAAACCACUGAGAAAAUCUAAAAAUCACAUUAUUGAAAUAUAAUUUCACCAGAACUACAUUUCAGAAAAGAUGCUACACUGGGAAUUCCGGGCAAAACAUCUGGCAAAAUACAGAAUUAUGUAAAAUUAUAGUAAUCAAUAAAAUAUGAACAUCAUUGUAAAACCAAUAAAUUCCCCUCUCCGCCAAAAAUUUAAAAGGUAAACGAAUUUGUUUAUCACUCAAAAAUAUUCCCGCUUUUAAGUUUCGUUUUGUGAAUAAACCCUGAUAUCCACCUAAAUGCGCUUUACGCUUUAAAUAAAGCGAUUUUUCUACAUUGCACGCCAAUUAAACUGAUACAGUGAAAUCGGCAUCCUACUUGAACUUGGUUAUUAUUUGAAAUAAAAUUAUUUAUGCCGCUAUGAUUCCAUCAUUAUAUUAACAUAAUAAUAUACAUUAUAUAAUGCCGUAUAGACUAUAUUAUUAUACUUAAAUAAUCGUAUUAGGAAUUAACUUUAGCAUAACCAAAUAAUAUAAUAUUAACUAAAAACACAAACGUAUACAAACAUUAUGAAUUCCUCAGAAUUUCACUCAAAGUACUUAACCGUUUGGAUAGAUAGUGGCGGAUAAUAUUAUGUUUAUUUAUUUAUCCAUUUUUUUUUUUAAACGACCGUAAUAUUAAAAUGUACGCCAUAAAAUAUUAUUACUUACCUUUAUUGAAUUAUGUACGAGUACCCAUAUGAAAUUGUCAUGUUAUGCUAAAAAAGAUACUUUAUACAGGGUGUCCAGAAUAGUAUAAUCUCUCUAGAUAAUAAAAUUAAUCAAAUUAUAUCUUGUUUAUAGUAUCUACUCAUAGAGAUGAAGACUACAAAUAUUAAUAUUUCAGUUCAUUUUUUAAACUUUUUUUAAAAAUUUGAAGACAUCCAUUUUAUAGUGUAAUCAACUAUAAUUGAUAGUGUAUACUAUUAUAAAUAUUUUGACAUACCAACAUUUUAUUUUCAUUAAAUUCGUAAUUUUUAAUAAUAUUUCCAAAAGCAAAUUUAGCAGGUAAUAUAAAUUUAAAUAUAAAAAAAAAAUCCACCCUAGUAUAAUGGGAACAGGUGGUGAUUGCGAUUAACGAUUAACCAUUACUAACGAAAAAAACAAUUCUGAACGAAGUUCAGUUGAUAGUGUUGCUUUGUCAACAAUAUAUAUAUAUUUAUCAUAUUGUGGUACAAUCAUUACAUUCAUCAUUACAUAUACAAUACGCAUUUUCUUUAAUAAUACUUGUUUUAUAUUGUACCUAUUUUUCCGUUUUUCCCCGGUUUUCAAAUAUUUUUCAAGGGUUUUCUAAUGUAUUGGAAAAGCUCCCGGGAAAAUAAAAAACUGAUAUUCCUAUAGGUUAGUUCUCCAGUCAGAUUUACUUUUAGAAAAAGUGCUAUCACUUUAAAGUGUUAAAUCAGAACAAAAUUAACUGGUAAACAUGUUUUAUAAGAGCUUUUAGUUAAUUUUUAAGUUAAGUUUUCAAGAAGCUUAAGUGCUUUUUCGCUCUACUUAGAACGUAGAAUAUUUAUAAUAAUAGGUACAAGUAUCUACAAUUCUAAUUACAAAUGUUUUAUUUUGUUAAAAAAAUAACUAGUGUUAUUUUUUAUUUAUUGUAAGUUCGUUAGAGUUUUUUUUCCGCUUAUUUAUCAUUAGAAAUAGUAUAUUAAUAUUAUUACAUGCAUUGCAUGUACACUACAGAAUAUAUAUUUUGUAAAUUAUACUUAUAGUUCAUUAGAAGAAAUCUAAUAUAAUAUUUAAUUUUAAUAAAAUACGCUGAACUCGUUCAAUACCACGGCCGAGAUUUCACAAUUUAACUUUGCUCGAUAAUGUUUUAUUGUUGUAAUAUUAUUAUUUAUCCAUAGGAGUUUAAUCAUUUGAAAAAAAUACUGUUUAAAUUUGGAAAUUAAAUAAAUUGUUCGUGUUGGAAAAAUUAUAAAAAUAAUUGUAAUCUUUUUUUUUUUUCUUUAGAACUGCCAAAGGAAAAACCAACCAUCAUAACAGAUAAAGAUAAAUACGAACCGGGCGACACACUCAACGCGAACUGUACGUCAGCUGCAUCUAAGCCUGCGUCCGGUCUGACGUUCUUUUUGAACAAUAUGCCG